AUGAUUCAUAAAUCAACACCACCCAUGUUUCCUAUCUCACCAUUAACGAAAAGUGAUAAAACAAUUAAUAGAUUUCAAUAUUAUCGAAUAUCAACGAAGAAACCAAUACCUACCAAACGUAUUUCACUGACUAUCAUAACUCAUCAGUUAACUACACCAUCAAUAUCUGUAUCUCCAUCAUCAUAUAUAGAUAUUGAUGUUGCACUUGGUUUACCAAUUCGUGAUGUACCAUUAAAAUCAUUUGAUUCUCUUAAUCAAGUAUCUAUUAACUUUACUUUUCUCAUAAAAAUAUAUGUUGAAAAAAGGCCAAUACGUUGUCUAAGUAUAUUUUGUAUUCUUAUGUUUUUUAUUGGAAGUUGGUCUACACGUGCUUGUGAUUAUCAACAUGCAGCUAAUCAUAUAUCCAUGUUUGAUUCAAUGUGGUUAUUUAUUGUUACAUACACUACUGUUGGUUAUGGAGAUAUUACACCAUCAACGUACUGUGGACGCAGCAAGUGGAAUAGAUUUUGA
This is a messenger RNA of Rotaria sordida, 510 nucleotides long. Lineage: Eukaryota; Metazoa; Rotifera; Eurotatoria; Philodinida; Philodinidae. The record is from the annotation of a GenBank genome assembly.